Molecule: messenger RNA, 1416 nt
Organism: Sinocyclocheilus anshuiensis
Lineage: Eukaryota; Metazoa; Chordata; Actinopteri; Cypriniformes; Cyprinidae
Product: ras-related protein Rab-8A-like
Exons: 8
Coding region: 42-665 (207 amino acids)
Molecular function (GO): GTPase activity; GTP binding
Source: RefSeq, a predicted model, not a curated record
UCUGCUUAAGUACCGGGCGGGAUUUCCGCAAUACAUUAAGUAUGGCGAAGACCUACGAUUAUUUGUUUAAACUGCUGUUAAUCGGGGAUUCCGGCGUCGGGAAGACCUGUGUGCUGUUCAGAUUCUCGGAGGAUGCCUUUAACUCGACGUUUAUUUCGACGAUAGGCAUCGAUUUCAAGAUCAGGACAAUUGAACUAGAUGGCAAGAAGAUAAAGUUACAGAUAUGGGACACAGCAGGCCAGGAGCGAUUCCGAACGAUCACAACGGCAUAUUACAGAGGUGCAAUGGGUAUCAUGCUGGUUUAUGAUAUUACUAAUGAGAAAUCAUUUGACAACAUCAAAAACUGGAUCCGAAACAUAGAGGAGCAUGCAUCGGCGGAUGUAGAAAAAAUGAUUUUGGGAAACAAAUGUGACAUUAAUGAGAAGAGGCAGGUGUCUAAAGACAGAGGCGAGAAGCUGGCGUUGGAGUACGGCAUCAAGUUCAUGGAGACGAGUGCGAAGGCUAAUAUCAAUGUUGAGAACUCAUUCUUAACGCUCGCCAGAGACAUAAAAUCAAAGAUGGACACGAAAUUGGAGGGGAACAAUCCUCAGAGCAGCAACCAUGGAGUGAAAAUUACCACUGAACAGCAGAAAAAGAGCAGCUUCUUUCGCUGUGUGCUACUGUAAAGACCAAGGCCUUACUGUCCGCCGCCCGUGGGCUGGACAUGACUGGACUAUGCUCUCCCUCUUAGCACUCCUCCUCCUUCCUCUUUUAUCCCAUCUCUCCCUCUCUGUCGCGCUCUUCUUCCAACCCUAGGGCAGUCGGAGUUCCUGGCUCCUCUUAUCUUCUUCCAUUGACAGAUUAGCGAUGCCGCUUCCUCUCGCUCAUGACCCUUCCCCGACGAAACCGUGGUGGGAAAGCAUUGGUUCUACAAGUCAAGGUGAAGAACUGGGUGCUGAUGCAUCGUCGCAAUCGUUCCAGCUGCAAACGUGCACCUAAAGAAGAUCCCACAUCUUUGUUUCAAUCGCUCGUUUUGAGCGCACAACUGCCAAAAUUGAUCCAUUCCUUCGUGGCGACCUGGAAGCAGUCGUGAUUGUGGGUCAGGCCGCAGAUCUGAUAUUGAGCCAGUUCGAGAGUUACGUGGGACUUUCUUUAUCAUUCAGUUUUAUUUUCGGCCCUCAUGCAUUCUUCGACAAUCACAUGACCUUAUUGUAAGUAGAGGAAUAUUAUAACCCACCUCUUAGAUGCUUUUUCCUUUCUUUCAUUUAAAAAAAAAAAAAUUUUUUUGCUGUUUUUGUCCCCGGUUUUAUUUUUCAGACCUGUUACGCAAAAGUGUUGCGUUCGCAAACGUCAAGGUUUCAUAAUAAACUAAUGAAGAUCCUGCUUUUUAUUCAUCAAGACAUGUUUGCUGCCUCGUUAAAACAAACCUCCCUUUUU